Leptopilina heterotoma is the source of this 2216-nucleotide messenger RNA. RefSeq lists its product as uncharacterized. Gene Ontology annotation, molecular function: odorant binding; olfactory receptor activity. Lineage: Eukaryota; Metazoa; Arthropoda; Insecta; Hymenoptera; Figitidae. The coding region runs from base 1 to 2178 and encodes 725 amino acids. Gene Ontology annotation, cellular component: plasma membrane. The transcript has 9 exons. The record is from RefSeq and is a predicted model, not a curated record. Gene Ontology annotation, biological process: detection of chemical stimulus involved in sensory perception of smell; sensory perception of smell.
AUGUCCCUUGAAAAUUGCAAUAAAGAUAUCAGUUACGCAAUUAAUACUUGUCGAGGAAUAGCAUCAAUUUUGGGACUAUGGCCAAACCAAUACGAAAAAUCGGUGUUAAAAAGAAGUUUUAAAUUUAUGAUGAAUGUGACAUCAUUACUACUUAUGACAUUUAUUAUUGUGUCUUGCAUCUUGUUUGCGAUUUUUGAAUUGAAAGAUAUAUCUGAAAAAGUAAUGUUAACAGGUCCCACGAGUUUUUACGUUAUGGCUUUAAUGAAAUAUUCUGUAUUAUUAAUGCGAAGUCGUGACAUUGAAAACUGUUUCAAGUUUAUUGAAAAAGAUUGGCAAUGUGCUGAGAGUAUCGAGCAGCGGGAAAUAAUGUUAAAACACGCGAAAUUUGGAAGAGUCAUCACAAUUCUCUGUGCAAUUUUCAUGUAUCUUGGCGGUUUUUGGUAUUCUGUUUUGAGUCCUUUAACAACUGAGCCAAUUGUCACUCAUUGCAAUAUUUCUGUUCAACCUUUUCCAUCCCCAAUUUCUGGCAAAUAUUUAACCUGCGGUCUUAGUCCAAUUUACGAAAUUCUUUAUGCUUUGAUUCUUUUUUCUGUUUUUAUAAUGUAUUCAAUUGCUGUUGUGACAUUUGGCUUUGCUGCAGUUUUGACAAUUCAUGCAUGCGGGCAAUUUGAGAUCGUAAUUAUUUAUUUAAACGAUCUGGUUAGUGGAUUGGAGAAAGAAAAAAAUCCUGAUCUACACGAAAAAUUGAUUGUUACUGUGAAUUUUCAUUUGAGAGUAUUAAGUUUUGUGUCUCGACUGGAAUCAGCUUUAAACGAAAUAUGCUUUAUUGAAUUCCUUGGCUCCACGCUUAAUAUUUGCCUUCUCGGAUAUUAUACAAUUAUGGGAUGGAAAAAUGAAGAAUUUACAGCCAUUAUAACAUUCUCCACACUUCUUGCUUCCUUUCUUUUUAAUAUUUUUAUAUAUUGCUUAAUUGGUGAAUUUUUGACCAUGCAGCGCACAAAACUUUCCAAGAGAGUUUUCUGUCUAAAGCUUCAGUAUGAUUCUGUAAGCGAAGUAAUAAUGUUUCGCAAAUCUAAUCGAGACUCAGUACGAUUGUAUGAAAGUGAUUAUGCUAUUAAUUCUUGCAAACCAAUAGCCUUAAUUGUUGGUCUUUGGCCAAUUCAUUUUCAAAAUUCUCCGUCUGGAAAAGUCAUUAGUAUAAUUUUAAAUUUCGCCGCAAUUUUAUUCAUGAUGUUUCGCUUCACAUCGAAUAUUCUCUAUGGGAUAGGUGAAAAAAUUGAGAAAUGCUUUAAAGUUCUCGAGGAAGAUUGGUGUCGGAUUGAAAAUGACGAACAACGUGAUGUGAUGAUGAAGAAUGCGCAUUUUGGAAGAUAUAUCACUGUCAUUUGUACUAUUUUUAUUUAUCUUGGAGGGUUUGGGUACAAUGUGCUAAUACCGUUGAUGAGCGGUUCAAUAAUUACUCAUCUGAAUAUUUCCGUUAAACCUUUUCCUUCUCCAGUUUAUGGGAAAUUUUUGAAGAGUGGUAUCAGUCCUAUUUAUGAAAUUGUUUUUGGUUCGCAAAUUUUAUCAGCUUUCUUCUUAUACAGUGUAACGCCUGUGGCUUUUAGUUUCGUUGCGGUACUGACAAUGCACGCGUGUGGUCAAUUUGAAAUAGUCACCCUCUAUUUGAAUAAUCUUUACAAUAAGUUUCAAGAUGAAAAGAAUAGUGUACAUGAAAAAUUUAUUAUUCUUGUAAACUCACAUUUGCGUGUUUUGAGUUUUGUUGCUAAAUUAGAAGCUGUAUUCACAGAAAUAUGUUUCAUCGAAAUAAUGGGUUGCUCAAUCGACUUGUGUAUGUUGGGAUAUUAUUUAAUAAUGUGUGCAAAACAGUCCAACUACUCCAACUUAAUAACGUUCAGCUUCCUUUUCGCAUCGUUUCUUUUCAACAUUUUUAUUUACUGUUAUAUCGGGGAAUUGCUUACACACCAGGCUAAAAAAGUUGGAGAAACGAGUUACAUGAUCGAUUGGCAUCUUCUUCCAAAGAGAACAUCGAAAGAUCUCCUCUUUUUUCUUCGAUGUGCACAAUCUUCAACUAAAAUAAAAGCUGGAAAAGUAAUUACCCUCUCAUUUUCAACGUUUGGAUCAGUCAUUAGAUCGGCUGGUGCAUAUUGUAACGCUCUUUGGAAUAUGACCAAAUAAAAUGUGUUAAAUUGAAAAUCGAUAGAGUCAUAAGUAAU